GGAUCAGUGACAACAUUAAUCGACGAAAAGGGCAUUGUCAAAGGGGUGAUUUACAAGAACAAGGCUGGAGAGGAGAUGAGAACAUAUGCUCCACUAACAAUCGUGUGUGAUGGUUGCUUUUCAAAUUUGCGCAAGUCUCUCAGUGCACCAAAGGUUGAAAGUCCCUCUUGUUUUGUUGGUUUGAUCUUGGAGAACUGUGACCUUCCACACGCAAAUCAUGGACAUGUGAUUUUGGGCGACCCUUCACCCAUCCUCUUUUACCCUAUCAGUAGCACCGAGGUUCGUUGUUUGGUGGAUGUACCUGGAACAAAAGUACCUUCAGUAGCUAGUGGUGAAAUGGCUAACUAUUUGAAAACCGUGGUGGCUCCUCAGAUUCCCCCACAGCUGCACAAUGCUUUUAUGGCCGCAGUAGAGAAGAGAAACAUCAGAACAAUGCAAAACAAAAGCAUGGCUGCUAAUCCUGUCCCUACUCCUGGUGCAAUUUUAUUAGGGGAUGCAUUCAACAUGAGGCACCCUUUAACAGGAGGAGGAAUGACCGUUGCUCUUUCAGACAUUGUUCUUCUCCAUGAUCUUCUUAGACCCCUACAUGAUCUCAAUGAUGCACCUGCUUUGUGCAAUUACCUUGAAUCAUUCUACACACUGCGCAAGCCUGUAUCAUCUACCAUAAACACAUUGGCAGGUGCUCUGUACAAAGUGUUUUGUGCAUCACCGGAUCCAGCAAGACAGGAAAUGCGUGAAGCAUGUUUUGGCUAUUUGAGCUUUGGAGGCAUCUGUUCAUACGGACCAGUUCUCCUCUCUGGUCUUAACCCUCAGCCACUGCACUUGUUUCUCCAUUUCUUUGCUGUUGCCAUCUAUGGUGUCGGCCGCUUAAUGCUUCCAUUCCCUUCACCUAAACGCAUGUGGCUUGGGAUUCGAUUGAUCUUGAGUGCAGCUGGCAUCAUAUUCCCCAUUAUUAAAGGUGAAGGAGUUAGACAGAUGUUCUUUCCUGCCACAGUACCAGCAUAUUACAGAUCUCCUCCUGUUCAUUAACGAAAUGGAAACUAGUAUUGUGAUUAUAUCUAAAGAAAGAAAAAUUGUUAGCCAGAUCUUUUUAUUUUAUUGCAGCACUAGUUCCACCCAAAAAGUAUAGAUCAAGAUGGGGGGUCAAUGCUAAUAUUAGAAGAUAGCCAAACAUGUUCUUGAUUCAUUUAGGGUAAUAGGAAUUAGCUGGGUCUCACAUGGUACUUUGUAAUCCCUCCCAAUUUCUGUUUAAAAAGUAGAAUGCAAAUACAAGAUCCCAUCAUGACCCAAGAUUGGUCAU
Molecule: messenger RNA, 1300 nt
Organism: Rosa chinensis
Lineage: Eukaryota; Viridiplantae; Streptophyta; Magnoliopsida; Rosales; Rosaceae
Product: squalene monooxygenase SE1-like
Biological process (GO): sterol biosynthetic process
Cellular component (GO): membrane; endoplasmic reticulum
Molecular function (GO): squalene monooxygenase activity; flavin adenine dinucleotide binding
Source: RefSeq, a predicted model, not a curated record